AUGGCGGAGGAUGCUUCGGAUAGGAUUGUUUACUUACAUGGAGACCUACAACUUAACAUUAUCGAAGCUCGCAAAUUGCCGAACAUGGAUGUAUUCACCGGCCACAUCCGCCGUUGCGUUACUUUUGAGGCUUGCCGGAAUGACAACUCCUACGCCGCAACGGCUGACACGAAGUUGCGGUCUGCUCGUCGCAAGAUUAUUACUAGUGAUCCUUACGUCAAGGUUUCGGUGCCGCAGGCAACUGUGGCGCGUACGCGCGUGUUGAAGAACUCCAAAAACCCUAAAUGGGACGAGCGUUUUAUCAUUCCUUUAGCUCACGCGCUUGCAAACUUGGAGUUCCAGGUGAAAGACGAUGAUGUGUUCGGUGCUGACCUGUUGGGGAGUGUCAAGAUUUCGGCGGAGAAGAUAGCAACCGGCGAGCUCAUUUCCGGUUGGUUCACGAUGGAGAAUUCACGUAAGAAGGAAUCGGAACUUAGGCUGGAGAUGAAGUUCAUUCCGUGUGAGAAAAAUCCUCUAUACCGGCACGGCAUUGCCGGUGAUCCGGAGCAUAAAGGCGUCCGGAACACCUAUUUUCCUUUGAGGAAAGGUUCUCACGUGACGUUAUAUCAGGAUGCUCACGUGACACCGGAAUGUAAGAUGCCUCGGAUUGAAUUAGAUGGGGAUAAAGUUUUUCAGCAAAAUUCGUGUUGGGAAGAUAUAUGUUAUGCUAUAACAGAGGCUCAUCACAUGAUAUAUAUUGUUGGUUGGUCUGUUUUCCAUAAGAUUAAACUGAUUAGAGAGCCGACUCGGCCCCUUCCCAGAGGAGGAGACUUGACGCUUGGUGAUUUGCUCAAGUAUAAAUCUGAAGAAGGGGUUCGUGUUUUGUUGUUGGUUUGGGAUGAUAAGACCUCCCACAACAAGUUGUUCAUAAAGACGACUGGAGUGAUGGCAACUCAUGAUGAAGAGACGAGGAAGUUCUUUAAGCAUUCUUCUGUCAUGUGUGUGCUAUCGCCUCGUUAUGCAAGCAGCAAGCUUAGCUUUUUUAAGCAACAGGUUGUCGGAACUGCGUUCACGCACCAUCAGAAAUGUGUGCUUGUAGAUACGCAGGCAUCCGGUAAUAAUAGAAAGGUUACUGCAUUUAUAGGUGGUCUUGAUCUCUGUGAUGGUCGUUAUGACACACCUCAGCAUAGGUUAUUUCAUGGUCUAGACACUGUUUUUAAGGACGAUGUUCACCAGCCGACAUACCCAGCAGGAACCAAGGCCCCAAGGCAGCCAUGGCAUGAUUUGCACUGCAGGAUUGAUGGUCCUGCUGCGUAUGAUGUUCUUCUGAAUUUUGAGCAGCGUUGGAGAAAAGCUACUAAGUGGAGAGAAUUUGCAAUCCUUGCCAAAACAAUGGCACACUGGCAAGAUGAUGCGUUGAUAAAGAUUGAGCGGAUCUCAUGGAUUGUCAGUCCUACUUAUCCUGUUCCAAAAAAUGGAGAUUAUACUGUGGUUCCUGACGACGAACCAUUAUUGCAUGUUUCCAGGGAAGAUCAUCCAGAUAACUGGCAUGUGCAGAUUUUUCGGUCCAUUGAUUCUGGAUCAUUGAAAGGAUUCCCCAAAACAAGUGACGUUGCUGAGGCACAGAAUCUUAUUAGUGCAAAGAGUCAGGUGAUUGACAAAAGCAUUCAGACAGCAUAUAUCCAAGCCAUCCGAUCAGCUCAACAUUUCGUUUAUAUUGAAAAUCAGUAUUUCAUUGGAUCAUCAUAUGCAUGGCCAUCAUACAAAGACGCAGGAGCUGAUAAUCUGAUCCCAAUGGAGUUGGCACUAAAAAUUGCUAGUAAGAUUAGAGCCGGAGAGAGGUUUGCAGUUUACGUUGUCAUACCAAUGUGGCCUGAGGGUGUUCCAACAACUGCUACUGUGCAAGAGAUUCUCUAUUGGCAGAGCCAGACGAUGCAAACAAUGUAUGCUGUUGUAGCACAAGAAAUUAAGGCUAUGCAGCUGGAUGCUCACCCUCAAGACUAUUUGAACUUCUAUUGCCUUGGCAAACGGGAAGAACUACCGGCAGAAAUGGUUCAAUCGGGAGAUGAGAAGGUCUCAGAUUCACAAAAGUUCCAGCGGUUUAUGAUAUAUGUGCAUGCUAAAGGAAUGAUAGUGGAUGAUGAGUAUGUAAUAAUGGGAUCUGCUAACAUUAAUCAAAGAUCUUUGGCUGGCUCAAAAGACACGGAAAUAGCCAUGGGUUCAUAUCAACCCCAUCACACUUGGGCAGCAAAGAAGCGACAUCCACAUGGACAGGUGUAUGGGUACAGAAUGUCACUGUGGGCGGAGCAGCUUGGUAUCCUAGAGAAAUGCUACGAGGAGGCAGAGUCGCUAGAGUGUGUGAGGAGGGUUAAUAAACUGGCUGAAGAUAACUGGAAAAGAUACACGGCUGACGAGUUUUCAGAAUUGCAAGGUCAUAUUAUGAGGUAUCCUUUACAGGUCGACGCUGAUGGGAACGUGGAUUCGUUGCCUGGGUACGAGACUUUUCCAGAUCUCGGAGGUAAAAUAAUCGGAGCUCACUCAACAACACUGCCGGAUAUAUUAACUACCUGAUCUGAUCUUCUUCGAACGUAUUCUUUUUUGUUCAUAUGGGUGUAAAAAGCUAUGUAUUGCUCAGUCGUAUGCAUCGAGCAAAACAUAGGCAGUGAAUAGAAUAGAUGUGCCAUUUUGUUGUAUAUUAAGCGACUAUUGUGCGAAUUGCAUGGUUACGUUUUUGUGUUCAAACUUUUCGUUUGUAAUCAGUUUACUGAUUUCAAAAUUGUCGAAUUUAUGGUGUUCAAUUUCCGACUC
Molecule: messenger RNA, 2787 nt
Organism: Cynara cardunculus var. scolymus (artichoke)
Lineage: Eukaryota; Viridiplantae; Streptophyta; Magnoliopsida; Asterales; Asteraceae
Product: phospholipase D delta-like
Exons: 10
Coding region: 1-2550 (849 amino acids)
Biological process (GO): phospholipid catabolic process; phosphatidylcholine metabolic process
Cellular component (GO): plasma membrane
Molecular function (GO): D-type glycerophospholipase activity; calcium ion binding
Source: RefSeq, a predicted model, not a curated record